This is a messenger RNA of Megachile rotundata (alfalfa leafcutting bee), 1816 nucleotides long. RefSeq names its product 3-hydroxyisobutyryl-CoA hydrolase (gene Hibch). The record is from RefSeq and is a predicted model, not a curated record. NCBI's taxonomy places the organism in Eukaryota, Metazoa, Arthropoda, Insecta, Hymenoptera, Megachilidae. Gene Ontology annotation, biological process: L-valine catabolic process. Gene Ontology annotation, molecular function: 3-hydroxyisobutyryl-CoA hydrolase activity. Gene Ontology annotation, cellular component: mitochondrion.
GAUUUAAUAACAAUUUUUACUUAAUAUUUGGCAACCAAAUACUGGUAUCUAUAUAUAUUAUGCAAAAACACCAUGUGAUUUUGAAAUCUUUACUUAUCAGGGUUUUGUUGCUCAUUUAAAUUAAAAAAAAAAAGAAUAUCAACGUAGUCUAUAAUUCCAUGAUAUUUUAUAACCUAUGCGGCGCAAGUAUUUACCAGGUCUGAUAAAUUGAUGCUGCAAUAUUUUGUAUUAGUAAAUAUUGACUUUUGUAUUGAUUUAUUAUAAAAUCCUAUUUAUUAAAUUGUCAUAAAACAAAUACUAAACAGCAAUAAUGAUAAAAAAUGGUGCAUUGAAAUUAAGUACUGGAAAUAGUAGUCCAGUUACUACCUUUAAAUAUUUAUCAGUAAAAGCUUCUGGUACAGGUCCUAUUGCUGAACCUACACUUCCUCAACAACCUCAACCUCAACCCCAACCCCAACCCCAACCUCAACCAGAUUCUAAACCUAUGGUUGAAAUUCCAGUACCUCAAAGGAAUGCAUCUACGCACAAACAAAUGCCACAAGUGGAAGAUGAUGUACUUGUUAAAGAAAUUGGAAAUGCAGGUAUUAUAACAUUAAAUCGACCUAAAGCCUUGAAUGCUUUAAAUUUGUCAAUGGUUGAAAAAAUAUAUCGUGAACUCAAAAAAUGGGAAACAUCUAAAAAAUUAGUAAUAGUAGAGUCAGCCAGUGAGAAGGCAUUUUGUGCUGGAGGUGAUGUAAAAGGUAUUGCUGUUGCCUUACAAGAAAAUAAUAAUAAAUUAGGUGAAGCAUUUUUUAGGAAAGAAUAUACCUUAAAUUACCUAAUUGGUACGUAUAAGCUACCAUAUAUAGCUGCAAUAAAUGGAAUUACUAUGGGUGGUGGAGUUGGAUUAUCUAUCCAUGGUAAAUAUCGAAUUGCAACAGAGAAAACAUUUUUUGCAAUGCCUGAGACAGCAAUAGGUCUUUAUCCUGAUGUUGGGGGAUCGUAUUUCUUACCUAGAUUGGAAGGCAAGUUAGGCCUCUAUCUUGGAUUAACUGGAGAUCGAUUGAAAGGAGCUGAUGUGUUAUUUGCUGGGAUUGCAACACAUUUUGUGCCUUCUGAGAAAUUAUCAGAUUUAAGACAAGAUUUAUUAGUAACUGAUACAUCUAAUAUUAAUAAUGUCUUAAAUAAAUAUCAACCUGAGAAAUUCGAUCAGGAAUUUAGCUUAGCACCACACAUGGAAAAAAUUAAUAAGUGUUUUUCUGCUCCUUCUGUAGAAGAAAUAGUAAAAAGAUUGAAGGAGGAUAAUUCAGAAUGGGCAGAAAAAACAUUAGGAAUGCUGUUAAAAGCAUCUCCCACUUCCCUGAAAAUGACUAUGUGUGCAAUUCAGAAAGGAGCUGCAUUAACAUUAGCAGAUUGCUUAAAGAUGGAAUUUAGGUUAUCAAAUGCUGUUCUGCAUAAAAACAGCGAUUUUUAUGAAGGUGUUAGAGCUCUUUUAAUUGAUAAAGAUCAAAAACCAAACUGGAAUCCAAAGAGCUUAGAUGAAGUAACAGAUACUUAUAUAAAUCAAAUAUUUGCCAAAUCACCAGAGAAAGGAGAAUUGUCACUUUAAAAUACUAUUAAAACCUAAAGGAAAUUAUACAACCAAAACAUAUUUUAGAUACCAAAUUAUAUUUUAUUUCUAUAAAAUAAUGAAAAGAAAAAACACUAUAUAAGUACUUGCAAUUACUAUAUUAAUAUAUAAAAAAAUUCAUUUCUAAAAUUUUUAUUUUUCGGUCCUUAUUUAAAAUCAAGUGUACAUAAACAGUUCUAUAUACUUUAUGUAAUAAUUUUUACAUAU